Amoebophrya sp. A25 is the source of this 311-nucleotide messenger RNA. The record is from the annotation of a GenBank genome assembly. Lineage: Eukaryota; Dinophyceae; Syndiniales; Amoebophryaceae.
CUCGCUCCUUGCGGUCAACGCUCAGUGGCGCUGCUCGUGCAGUUAGUUUCGCAAAUAAAUUAGGUGGAGUCGGCAAAAGUAGGAGUAGGCCUAGUACCACAGCGGGGUCGCAAAAUCUGGUUCCGCCUGAGUCCUUGACUCAGCCAAGACCUGGGUCUGCUUCCCAAGGCCUCAUUCCUGAAAACCGACCCCUAACUCCUGAAGAAUUGGCUUACAUGGAAGCCAUCGGCAGUUGGACGCCAGAAGCAGCUGAUCGGGAUGCGCACAGAAAGCUGGGCUUCUAUAAGGAGGAAACCGCACCUAAGUUUCCC